UGUAUUGCUAGUAUUUAAGUGAUAAUAACUUCAGAAAUCAAACCGGGUCCAUCCAUUACGGUCGUCUUGCGAAACUCGGUUAAUAAAUAAACAGCAUUUUUCAAAGUGUAGUAGUUAAAUAUUAAAAAAAAUAUACGAAGAAAUCAAAAUAAAAAAGUUAUAUGUAUUUAAAACCCCAUUGAAUAUUAUUUUGCAAAAAGUGUAAUAUAAAUAUAAAUAUAAAUAUAAAUUACAAACAAUAAAUUUUUAAUCUAAACAUGUAUAACAGAAUAAUUCAUAGUAUUGCACUAUUGCUACUGAUAGCUUUAACUUAUUGUGCUGCAAAAGAUUUGCCUGAGGAUUUUAAUAAAUGCAAACGCGAUUCAAGUUUUGAUAAAUGUCUUGUAGAUGCGGUAAACAAGGCAAUCCAAAUAUUAAAAACCGGGAAUAAAGAAUUUGGAAUUCCACCACUGGAACCAUUGGCUGUAAAAUCACUAGUUAUAGAUGCAGGAACAGCACCAAUCAAUCUAAGACAAACAUUGAAAAAUGUCUUAGUUAAUGAUAUGAUAUCGACAAGUAAAAUAACAAGAUACAGAACCGAUUUGGACAAUCAUCUCAUCAUCUGUGACAGUGUAACAGACCGUAUCGAAAUGAUAGGAGAUUAUGAAAUGUCUGGCCGAAUACUAUUGUUGCCUAUUACUGGAAACGGUCGUGCAAAUAUAACACUUGUAAACUCGAAAAUCGAACAUCGUUUGAUUGGUGAGCCUUUCGAAAAGGAUGGUGUAAAGUAUAUGCGCCUAAAGGAUUAUCGUGUUUCAUUUGAUCCAAAACGUGUCUAUAUGCAUUUUGAAAAUCUCUUUAAUGAUGCCACACUCUCACAAACAAUGAAUCGUUUUCUUAAUGAUAACUGGGAAACUGUGUUUAAUGAACUUAAAACUGGAUACGCCAGGAGUUUUGGAAAAAUUUUCCGAGAAAUUUCGAAUCGUCUGUUUGAGAAAGUACCAAUGGAUUUGAUGUUUUUAAGAUAAAUUUUUAACAUGUAUGAAUGUAUUAUAAAUAUGAAAUAAUAUUUAACGUUGUGGUUAGAUGGUUAUAUGUACAUAUAUGUAAAAAUAGUCCUUUCAAAAAUUUUUUAAGUUUUUAUUUCGACUUUUAUAAAUGUUAUUUUUGUUUUCCUUGAUUAUAUAACUGAUUAAGACAUGUAUAUUAAGUACGUAUGUAAAGUUAUGUAUAAAAUGUUUUUAUAAGUAUUCCACUAAAAAUAAUUUAAUAAUUUAAACUAAUACCUAUGUUUUAAUAAAUAUACAUAUGUCUGUAUAUUAAAGGUGUCCAUAAAAUAUGGAUUUUGCUUAGAAGCGCCUUUUUAGUUCAUUAGUUUUUAAAACUAACUGGUGUAUAAUUUUAGCCGAAUCGAAUAACGGGAACCCAUGCUGGAACUCGAUUGAAAAAUGUAAAAUUGGGAGAAUAAAACUACUUUUUAAUUCUUCAAAAAUUAAAAAAAUAUAUAAAAUAUUAAUAUCGAGCGAAAAAAACUAAGUUAUAGGUAUUUUCUUUUUACAAAUAUGUGCCAACAACGACUAAAUAAUGCUUUCUUGAGAAGCCAUUUUUGUUCACACCAUUUCUGUAUGCAAUAAGUAGACCAAGCAAUGCAAAAAUGCAUAAUUAUUUUAAUAAAUGGCUUGGGAUAUUUUCAAUAACUUUAUUGUUUGUUUUUUGUUACACAUUCUUUAUAUCUCGUUGGAUAGAAAAUUUUCUCUCGAUGAUAAGAUUUGGACGAAAUGUUAAAAAAAGUUAAUUUCAAUAGCAACAUAUUUGAAAAAACAAAAAAGUCCUAAAAUUUACCAAUUUUACACUUUCCAAUCGCUUUCCGCAUCUGAUUUGACUAAAUAUCAGUUAAUUUUAGACACUAAUACAUAAAAUAAGAGGCGUCUGAGCAAAAUCGCUAUUUUUUGGACUCCUCUAAUGUAUAAACAUAAAAUAUAUGAAUACGGUACAUCGCUAUUUACUUCAUACUAACAUAACUCAAUAUUUUGAUUAACAAUUUAUUGAUAGUAGUUGGUAUAAUUAUAUUUCUCUUUUGCCAAAAGAGAAAUACGUGAUUCUAAUCAUAUAUUAAAUUGCAAUAUAAUAUGUACAAUUAAACAUUAUUUUACAAGCAUCA
Molecule: messenger RNA, 2140 nt
Organism: Lucilia cuprina (Australian sheep blowfly)
Lineage: Eukaryota; Metazoa; Arthropoda; Insecta; Diptera; Calliphoridae
Gene: Jhbp12
Product: protein takeout
Exons: 4
Coding region: 258-1007 (249 amino acids)
Source: RefSeq, a predicted model, not a curated record